Molecule: messenger RNA, 1644 nt
Organism: Eleginops maclovinus (Patagonian blennie)
Lineage: Eukaryota; Metazoa; Chordata; Actinopteri; Perciformes; Eleginopidae
Product: chemokine-like protein TAFA-2
Exons: 8
Coding region: 436-849 (137 amino acids)
Molecular function (GO): receptor ligand activity
Source: RefSeq, a predicted model, not a curated record
AAUGACUUGCUUCAGCUGUCCUUGUGACGUUUAAAUUGAAAACAUGUUACAAGUCCUUGACAGUAAUCGGAUUACUGUAAAGCGGGAGCGGCUGCGUAACUGCGCUGCGCUCCGGAGUCUCAUAAAGUUAGUGCGCGAGGCGCGGAGCGGGCAGACAGAGCGAGGCGGCGGAGCGCGCGCUGCACAGAGAGGAGCUUCGUCUCUGAGAAAUUAAUAUUUCAUCUCCGGCUGACCACACAGUAAAGCUGCAGGGACAGAGUGUCAGCAACUGUCAGGGGAUACUCCAGGAUACAGGUGCGAGAAAGAGGCACCACUCCCGAUUUUUUUCCGCAAAUCCAGGACCAAAUGUCUCCCAGACCCCCCUGUGGAUUUUAGCAGCCCCCCCGAUGCUGUGAGAGGCGUUCAGGUGCGGGACGGGAGUGGGACAAUUACAGGAUGAGUGAGUGGUACACGCAGACCGGAUGUAAAGGAGCUCUACUUGUAAUGGUGCUAGUGAUCAGCGUCUGGGAGAUGACUGUCCCAACAGAAGCAGCAUCAGCAGCGCACCAGGUCCGGACCGGCACCUGCGAGGUGGUGGCGCUGCACCGCUGCUGCAACAAGAACAAAAUCGAGGAGCGCUCUCAAACUGUGAAGUGCUCCUGCUUCCCUGGGCAGGUGGCUGGGACCACCAGAGCCGCCCCCUCCUGUGUAGACGCCUCGAUAGUGGAGCAGAAGUGGUGGUGUCAGAUGCAUCCGUGCCUUGACGGGGAGGAAUGCAAAGUCCUUCCUGAUCUGAAGGGCUGGAGCUGUGCUACAGGGAACAAGAUCAAAACCACCAAGAUUUCUGGAGACAAAGAGCAGCUCUGGUAACGUCAGAUGCUUCACAGCUGAGUCCAGGUGAGGCAGCAGCUGUGCUUACGGACGAUCAGAAGAGAAGUCAUGCAAAGGACCUUUCUGUAAAUAGAGACUUCUUUUCUUCUGGACUGCAAAUUAUCUUUUGAAAAACUCUGGAUGUUAUUUCUUGAACUCUAUGGACGUCAAGGACUGAUCAUUCAACAUUUGUUUUUGAAGAACUCCAAAUGUUCAACAGGAUUCAUUCUCUGACAUUUGACUGCUGGUAGAGGAUACAACAGGGAAUCAAUCUCCCUAUAGGGUAUUUCUAAAGUACAAAGGGGGAUCUGCAUCACAAGUCGACCCAGGUGAACAGCACGUCAGUUUGUUGUAAGCAUCGCAAACCUUCAAUACAAAAUAUCACUAUGUUUUAUCAGUCAAAUAUGGCUUUCUUGUAUAACAACGUGUAGAUUUAAAGUUCCACAUACAGAGGAAAUGAUGUGGCUUAGUGGCAGAGGGGAUUUUCAUAGAAAUACACAACCACAUUUAUCAUGGUUCCAUACUGUUUACCAGAGGGGGAAAUCCUGGAAUUCAAUUUCAAGUUACGACACUAUAAUAGAGUAUGAACUGAUAAAAGCCAGCAGCUGUUAACAGACAGGAGGUUGGAUCCAGUCAUACUUUUGUUUGGAAGAUGAUUCUGCUGCUGCUUCCCUCGCUCCUGCCAGGUUCUGUUCCGUAUCGCAGCUCCAAUUAAACACAAAGCAUCUGGUCCUGACUGUGAUGACAACAAACUGUUUUCCACUAGUUACUUAAUUAUGAUUUUUCACUAGGUAG